AUGUUCAGAUUUCUUUCUCGUUCUGGUAAUCUGAGAAGAGUAGCUUCACUCGUUCCAAAAAUUCAAGGAGCACGGGGCUUUUCUCGAAGCGCACCUAGAAGCCAAGAAAUUGAAGUAUUCGUAGAUGGAAAUCCUGUACUAAUCGAACAGGGAAGUGCCGUCAUUCAGGCAUGCGAAAAAGCCGGUUAUACUAUACCUCGUUUUUGUUAUCAUGAGCGACUUUCUGUUGCUGGUAAUUGUCGAAUGUGCCUUGUGGAAUUAGAGAAAUCUCCUAAACCAAUUGCCUCCUGUGCAAUGCCCGCUCUGCCCGGUAUGAAGAUCAAGACCGACACCCCACUCGUCAAGAAAGCUCGUGAAGGUGUGAUGGAAUUUUUGCUGUCCAAUCACCCGUUGGAUUGUCCUAUAUGCGACCAAGGUGGUGAGUGCGACCUGCAAGAUCAAGCUGUUAGAUACGGUAGUGAUCGAGGAAGAUUUCAUGAAGUCGGCAAGAGGGCUGUGGACGACAAAAAUUUUGGUCCUUUGAUAAAAACAUCCAUGAACAGGUGUAUCCAUUGCACGCGGUGUGUGCGUUUUGCUAAUGAAGUUGCUGGUGUUCCCGAGUUAGGAACAACUGGUAGGGGUAAUGAAAUGCAGAUAAGUACUUACAUCGAGAAAACAAUAAACUCUGAAAUGUCUGCAAAUGUAAUUGAUCUGUGUCCUGUUGGCGCUUUGACCGCAAAACCCUAUGCCUUUUCUUAUCGACCUUGGGAACUCAAGAGAACGGAGUCGAUCGAUGUGUUUGAUGCGAUUGGUAGCAAUAUCAGAGUAGACUCCCGUGGGGUUGAGGUCAUGCGUGUCUUGCCCAGGAUUAAUGAUGAGAUAAAUGAAGAGUGGAUUUCUGACAAGACGAGAUUUGCUUUUGAUGGACUUAAGAGGCAACGUCUCACUAUGCCGUUGAUUCGAAGUGGUGACAAGUUUCUACCCGCAACAUGGGAGCAAGCUCUUACCCGCGUAGCCAAUGAAAUUCACAAGAUAAAAGGACCAGAGGCGAAAGCGAUUGCUGGGCAACUUGUCGAUGCUGAAAGUUUGGUUGCCCUCAAGGAUCUAUUUAACCGUUUCGGCAGUGAUAAUUUUGCUAUCGACACUGUCAAUGGUUCCAAAAUUCCUACCCAUGGUAUUGACUUCCGUUCCAAUUACCUUUUCAACAGCAAGAUAGCGGGGGUUGAGGAUGCAGAUGUACUCUUGUUGGUUGGUGUUAACCCUCGCCACGAAGGACCUAUCCUUAAUACCAGGAUUCGAAAGGGUUACCUUCACAAUGGAUUAGAUGUAGGAUUGGUAGGUUACCCUAGUGAUACCGGCUAUGAGUACGACCACAUAGGCACUAGCAGUGAUGCGCUUGGAUCCAUUUUAAACGGAGAACAUCCAUUCGCCAAAAAAAUAGCGGAAUCUCAAAGACCUCUUAUCAUAGUUGGGAGUGGAGUCCUGGAUGUUCCUGAUAGUGAAUAUGUCUUUUCCGCUGUCGCCGAAAUAGCAAGCAAGUACAAGACACAAUUCUUUCAAGAAAAUUGGAAUGGCUUUAACGUUUUGCAAAGGGCUGCGAGUCAUACUGCAGCUUACGAUAUCGGUUUUAUUCCUUCGGAAAACUCAAGUGAAAUUACGCCAAAGUUCGUCUAUUUAUUAGGUGCUGACGAAAUUAAACCUCAUGAUAUCCCAAAGGAUGCGUUCGUCGUGUAUCAAGGUCAUCAUGGCGAUACAGGUGCGCACUAUGCUGACGUUAUUCUCCCAGGGUCUGCUUAUACGGAAAAGAGUGCAACAUAUGUAAAUACUGAAGGUCGAGCGCAACUCAGUCGAGCUGCUGUUCCUCCGCCAGCUGCCUCACGAGAAGAUUGGAAGAUCAUCCGUGCCUUAUCAGAGGUUGCCGGGUUUACUUUGCCAUAUGAUGAUGUUUCCUCUAUUCGUGAUCGCAUGAAUGAGAUUGCCCCACACCUUACUCAUUAUGAUACUAUUGAAUACUCGAGUAAUUCCGAACUAGGAGUCAAAAACCUAGUGAAAAACGCGGCAAAAUCAUUGGGCGCUACGUUUAAUCCCGUUAUUCAAGAUUUUUAUAUGACCGACAGCAUAUCUCGGGCAAGCCAAACCAUGGCCAA
Molecule: messenger RNA, 2126 nt
Organism: Acaulospora morrowiae
Lineage: Eukaryota; Fungi; Glomeromycota; Glomeromycetes; Diversisporales; Acaulosporaceae
Source: the annotation of a GenBank genome assembly